GAGCAGAUCAGAGGGUGGACGUUCACAGCUACUGCCAUCCGCAAAGUUGUGUACGUUCCUCGAAGCCAUGGAAGAACUCUGCCUCUUCUCAACUUCUCCGAGGGAUCUGUUCAUCCCAAGUAAAGGCUCCCGGAGCGGAGCCACCAAGAUCCUUAUAGUGAUUACCGAUGGGCAGAAAAUGGAGGACCCCUUGCAGUACUGGGAUGUGAUACCAGAGGCUGAGCGAGCGGGGAUCGUCCGCUAUGCUAUUGGGGUGGGCAGUGCUUUCUCAUCGGUCCAGGCCAAGAACGAACUGGACACCAUUGCUUCCAGUCCCAGCUCUGAGCAUGUAUUUGCAGUACACAGUUUCGAGGGCCUCAGCGGGAUCCAGGACAAACUACAGGAUAAAAUCUUUGCUAUUGAAGGGACGCAAUCCCACAGCAGCAGUUCUUUCCAAAUGGAGAUGUCCCAAGAAGGAUUUAGCGCCUUGCUGACCCCGGACAGCUUUGCCUUGGGAGCAGUAGGAGCUUACGACUGGUCUGGAGGGAUGUUUUUAUAUCAGGGCAGCAACGAAAACCCAAGUUUCAUCAAUGUGUCCAGCUCAGCUAAAGAUAUGAGUGAUGCUUACCUAGGCUAUUCUUCUCAGCUUAUCCAGCUCAAAGGAAGACGUGGCUUUGUGUUGGGAGCCCCCCGUUACAACCACAUUGGCCUGGUGGUUGUCUUUGAGAAGCGCAGAAGGAGCAAGCCGUGGCAGCCAACAAUGGAGGCCGCUGGAGAACAGGUUGGCUCAUAUUUCGGAGCGACGCUGUGUCCCGUGGACCUCGAUAGAGACUCCGACACAGAUCUGGUUCUGAUUGGAGCCCCCAUGUAUUAUGAUGCUGUGACGGGAGGAAGGGUUUAUGUCUGCCAUUUUGAGGAAGAAGGUCUUCAAUGCAGGACAACUUUGAAAGGACAGGAGGGUCACGUUUUUGGCCGCUUCGGAGCCAGCAUGGCGGAAAUAGGUGACAUUACUGGGGACAGGUGGACAGAUGUGGUGAUCGGGGCUCCUAUGGAGGACGAGAGUGUGGGAGCCCUCUACAUAUUUUCAGGGAAAAGGACAUCCCUUAACCUUCAGUACAGCCAGCGCAUUGAAGGGCUUCGAUUCUCUGGUGGGUUCCUCUACUUUGGCCAGGCUGUCAGCGGAGGGACGGACCUCACAAGGGACGGCCUGCCAGACCUGAUUGUGGGAAGGCAAGGGCAGGUGCUGUUGCUCAGGACCCGGCCUGUUCUCCAAGUGGGAGUCUCCAUUGAGUUCCAGCCCCCUGUCAUCCCCACCUCGGCCUUCCAGUGUCAAGGGCAAGAGAGUCCCCUGCAGGGGGUCGUCAGUACGGUGACGGUAUGCUUUGCUGUCACCAAAGCUACUCGGAAUGCACUAGGUAUCAUCUCUAGCUUCAUUCAGUAUGACCUGGCCCUGGAUUCUGAGAGAAGCAAGAUUCGUGCCUCCUUCAGCUCGAAAUCUUCCAUUCUGACUAACGGCUUUCCAAUUGGCCUUGAGCGGAAAUGCAGGAAUCACCAGAUUGAAUUGCCUGUCUGCAUCGAGGACACCCUGACACCCAUCACCCUACGGCUUAAUUACAGCCUCCAGGGGAUGCCCAUGCCUCAAUCCCAGGGGCUGAAGCCUAUCUUGAGGGAAGGAGCGUUGCAAGUUCACACGGCACAGCUGCCUUUUGCAAAGAACUGCGGCACUGACGAGAAGUGUGAAGACCGUUUACAAACCUCGUUUAAUUUCUCAGGUUUGGACACCCUGAUUGUGGGCCUCACUCCAGAACUCAACGUGACUGCUUCCAUCCAGAACUACGGGGAGGACUCCUACACCACCACUCUGCGCUUUUUCUACCCCGCAGGGAUGUCGUACCGCAAGGUUACAUCACUGCAGCCCAGCAGGAAGCGGAUGAGCGUGAAAUGCAGCUCAGCUCCUGCGUCCAAAGAAGAUGCCGAACGGAACGUCACCUGUAACAUCAACCACCCGAUUUUCUGGAAUGCAGCCGAGGCCACCUUAGUUGCCACGUUUGAUGUUUCUCCUGAUGCUGAUCUGGGGGACACUGCGCGGUUCACGGCCAGAGCCAACAGUGAAAAUGGCGGCGACAUCACCACAGACAUGGUUCGCCAGGCAGAACUUCCUGUCAGAUAUGCUGUUUACAUCGUUGUCACUGCCGCUGAAGAGUCAACCACCAAGUAUGUCAACUUUACAGCCGGCCGGGGAGACGUCAGUGUGAGCGUGGAGCAUCAUUACGAGGUGAAGAACCUCCGCAAGCGAAGUAUCCCUGUCUCGGUGAUGUUUCAGGUCCCUGUAAAGCUGAACGGGAUCCAGAUCUGGAACGUGUCUCAGGUCUUUCCCUCCAAGCCUGAGCUUGCUAAGUGUGUCUUGGAAAGAGAACAUUCAGGUGACGAGGAUGUUGAAAAGAAACUGAUAAAGCACGCCCUUCUGGACUGCUCAGUGGCCGCCUGCAAGACAAUCCGGUGUGACAUUUUAUCAUUGAAGAUGUGGCAUCCAAUAGAGUUCACCAUCAAAGGCAAUGUCAGUUUCCAGUGGAUGUCUCAGUCCCAACAGAAGAAGUGGAUCCUCGUGAGCUCUGCGGAAAUUGCUUACGACGAUCAAAAAUACGCCCAACAGGAGGGCUUUGGGACCCAGCAGGUGCAGACUGUGGUGGAACGCAUCGACGUCUACAACUAUCUGCCUGCGAUCAUUGGAGGGACCUUGGCAGGACUUGUUGUUCUGGCAGCCAUUGCUGGGACCCUCUAUAAGGUCGGGUUCUUCAAGCGUCAAUAUAAGAGCAUGUUGAGUGACGCUGGGGGUGGCGACGGAGCUUCACCCCCCAGCCAGGAAGGCCCAGACUCCUCUCCCCCCAGCAAAGACAAUGUCUACUAAUAGCUCUCCUGGGCCCUCUGAGACUUUUUUUGGGGGUGCUUGUGGAAGAGGAUGGGGAGGAUCCUGUUUGCCCACCCCAGAAAGCUGUGCUGGGGAUCAAGGGAGCUGUUAUCUACAAAAGCCACGUGUGUCAGGGGCUGAAGGAAGAAUGGGGUAAUAACUGGCGAUUUUUGAAAAUCCCAGGUAAGGGAAAUAUUGCGGGGCAACACCGGGGCAGGCCCGCUUUAGCACCAGGAACCGUGCGGAAUUCUCGGCUGCACAGGGACAUUUUUCUUGCUCAACCCAGGAUAUUUUGACCGUGCGGAAACAACCAUGGAAGGAAAAGACUGGCAGGAUCCAGGCACAGGACUUUGUCAUGAGAACAAGCUGGCAGAACUUUUUUUUGGCUCUUUCAAACUCAGGUCUUUUUAUAUGGGAACCACAUGAAAGUUUUUCACAGAUGAAUUACAAAAAGAAAUGGGACAUAAACAUAAAUCCACAUUUGGGCGGGAGGGGGAUGUAUGGCUGAGUGGUGUACAGGGUCCAGAGGUGUCAUUAUUUCCUUAUUGUGUGGUAGACUCUGUGGCUGAGAAAGGUCUCUUGCAACACCCCUCCAGUGUAGUCCAGAGGAAUUAACACUGCAUUUAGGUGUGUGUAAUGUAAUUCAGACAUGUUGGUUACAAUCCCAAGAACACUUUUCCGGUAUGAAGUUGUGGUCGAGACUGCUAUCGUUAACCCUUUCCACACUGCUCUUACCAUUCUAAUAGAUCAAAUGGGGAUCCCAAAUAAAAUUGGGGAGGGAGAUUUCCUCGGCAGCUAAUAAAUUAUAC
Molecule: messenger RNA, 3696 nt
Organism: Sphaerodactylus townsendi
Lineage: Eukaryota; Metazoa; Chordata; Lepidosauria; Squamata; Sphaerodactylidae
Product: integrin alpha-X-like
Exons: 24
Coding region: 68-2887 (939 amino acids)
Biological process (GO): cell adhesion mediated by integrin; cell-matrix adhesion; integrin-mediated signaling pathway
Cellular component (GO): integrin complex; external side of plasma membrane
Molecular function (GO): integrin binding
Source: RefSeq, a predicted model, not a curated record